This is a messenger RNA of Fusarium coffeatum, 768 nucleotides long. RefSeq lists its product as uncharacterized. The coding region runs from base 1 to 768 and encodes 255 amino acids. Lineage: Eukaryota; Fungi; Ascomycota; Sordariomycetes; Hypocreales; Nectriaceae. The record is from RefSeq and is a predicted model, not a curated record. Gene Ontology annotation, molecular function: hydrolase activity. The transcript has 4 exons.
AUGUCGACCAUGCCCGCCUCUCACGGCCACAACGAGGCCUGCUGCAACAUCCCACCUGUCGUCACCAAGGGAUAUCAGCCUCUAGGGACUUACAAGGAGAUUGGGGGCUACAAGACUUAUGUCACUGGCCCCGUCGACGCUAAGAAGGCCAUUGUCGUUAUCUACGAUAUCUUUGGUUACUUCGAGCAAACCCUACAGGGUGCUGAUAUCCUCGCCUUCAGCGACGCCCAUCAGAAGUACAAGGUCUUUAUCCCGGACUGGUUCAAGGGUAGUCCCUGCCCCAUUGAGAUCUAUCCUCCGGACAAUGAUGAUAAAAAGAAGCAGCUUGGCGAAUUUUUCGAGACCUUCCCUCCUCCUAAGAUUGCUGGCCAAGUACCUGACUACGUCAAGGCUGUUAAGGAGCAGGACUCUUCCAUUGAGAAGCUUGGAAUCAUCGGUUACUGCUGGGGUGGCAAGGUCGUCGCCCUCAGUGUCAAGGCUGACUCCAACCCCUUUUCCAUUGCCGCUCAGAUUCACCCUGCCAUGGUUGAUGCGACCGAUGCCGAGGGUCUCUCAGUUCCCACUAUGUUACUCGCCUCCAAGGAGGAGCCUGAAGAAGAGGUCAAGAAGUUUGAAAACAACCUCAAGGUAGCCAAGCACGUUGAGACCUUCGAGGAUCAGAUUCACGGCUGGAUGGCUGCUCGUGCCGAUCUCAACGACUCCCGCGUCAAAGAGGAGUACGAGAGAGGCUACAAGACCGUCGUUGAGUUCUUUGGUAAGAACUUCUAA